This is a messenger RNA of Penicillium oxalicum, 5661 nucleotides long. RefSeq names its product putative AMP binding domain protein. Gene Ontology annotation, cellular component: cytosol. The transcript is spliced from 4 exons. The record is from RefSeq and is a predicted model, not a curated record. NCBI's taxonomy places the organism in Eukaryota, Fungi, Ascomycota, Eurotiomycetes, Eurotiales, Aspergillaceae. The coding region runs from base 1 to 5661 and encodes 1886 amino acids.
AUGGCAGACGAUAACCCGGAGUUCCAGUCUGCUCUGCGGGAGCUGGACCGGGAGCUUGAGGAAGGCGAUAUUACUGAGAAAGGAUAUCAGAAACGGCGCACUCUCCUCCUCUCACAGUUUCUCGGACCAAACAAGCCACUUGAGAUUGGCAGUCACGCUACUGCUACUGCUGCAGGCAAUGGUAUCGAGGCGCCCCGGAUCAGCCCGCCGGCAAUACUGAGUGUCCGACCGCCGACAGCCGAUUCAACACAGCCGAACAUUACCUCUGCGACUUAUGCAGGCGGCUAUGAUGGCAGUUCAGGCAAUGGAGGACCCGGAUACGACCGGCGCACCAGCGUGGGCACGCAAAAUGGCCCUGUGGCUCCUGCGAAAUCCCACGAGCGAGAUAGCACGGCUUUCUUACAGACUGGCGAAAGGAUGCCCUCAGCCGCCUCAUACGACUCACUUUUUCUACCAAAGCCGCCGGUCUCCGGUUCAGUGGGCCCAGAGAGCUCACGCACAGCAACCCUGAUGAGUCAAAACUACGCAUUCAACCCCGAGGCCCAGCCUGACUAUGUCCAAGCUGAUUACUCCCAACCCGAGUACGCGGAUGAUGGAAUGGGCGCAUACGACCCGGCCUCGGGUGGAGUCACGCGACAAUCGACAAUGUUGGAAUCUCAACAAGGAUACUUUUCGGAUUUUGCUGGACAGCAGCAUGACGAUUAUAGAGAAAGCUAUGGAGGCGGCUUUCAUCGAUACUCCCAAUCCGGUGAAGCCUUUUCGCCAACGGCGAAUCUGGCUCCACCAUUCAUGACUCCAUCCGAUUUGGCUCAUGGUCCAGCUAUUGAGCACCUCUUACCGCUGGAACCCCGAGACAUUCCGUUCGCGGUGAAUGACCCGCACGAUAAGAACAUCCCGAUGUCCAAUUUUGACAACAUCCCGACUGUUCUUCGACAUCGCGCAAGGGUUCACCCGAAACAGCCUGCAUACUGGGUGUUGGAUCAAAAAGGCAAGGAGAUUGCCUCUAUAACCUGGGACAAGCUAGCAAGCCGCGCAGAAAAGGUUGCCCAAGUCAUCCGUGACAAAAGCAAUCUAUAUCGCGGAGACCGCGUCGCGCUGAUAUACCGAGAAGCUGAGAUUAUUGAAUUUGCUGUGGCUUUAAUGGGUUGUUUUAUCGCAGGCGUUGUUGCGGUUCCAAUCAAUAGUCUCGACGACUAUCAAAGCUUGAAUUUGGUUCUCACAUCGACUCAGGCUCAUUUGGCUUUGACCACAGAGAACAAUCUUAAAGGCUUUCAACGUGACAUCACAGCGCAGAAGCUUAACUGGCCUCGUGGAGUCGAGUGGUGGAAGACCAAUGAAUUUGGCAGUUUUCAUCCAAAAAAGAAAGACGAUACGCCUGCUCUAGUGGUACCAGACUUAGCUUUCAUUGAGUUUGCACGUGCUCCAACGGGAGAUAUGCGUGGCGUUGUGAUGAGCCACCGAACAAUCAUGCACCAAAUGGCCUGUCUGAGUGCCAUUGUUUCGACUGUUCCCACGGAGUCUAGCUCAAGACCGUACGCCACUAAGGGAGAGACCAUCAUCAGUUAUCUUGACCCACGUCAAGGGAUUGGUAUGAUUCUAGGUGUGCUCUUGACUGUUUAUGGCGGACACACGACCGUGUGGCAUGAAGAUCGUGCCGUAGAGACGCCUGGUCUCUACGCUCACCUCAUCACGAAAUACAGAGCAACCAUUAUGGCAGCGGACUAUUCGGGAUUGAAGAUCGCUGCGUACAACUAUCAGCAGGAUCCAAUGUCGACUAGGCAUUUCAAGAAGAAUUCAGAGCCAAACUUUGGUUCCGUCAAACUUUGUCUGAUCGACACAAUCACUGUUGAUUCUGAAUUCCACGAAAUUCUUUCGGACAGGUGGUUGCGACCCAUGAGAAACCCUCGGGCGAGAGAAAUUGUAUGCCCGAUGCUCUGUCUCCCCGAGCAUGGGGGUAUGGUCAUCAGUGUACGCGAUUGGCUUGGCGGAGAAGAGCGGAUGGGAUGUGAAUUGACUCACGAGUUGGACCCAGCGGGUCGUGACAAGACAGACGAAGAUGACAAGCUGGGAAAGUCAGACACGAAUACUGGCUUCGGUAGCAGUCUCUUGGGCGGUGGCUCGCGCGUUUCGGCGCCCAAGGAGAGUACGAAAAAUGACCUGGGCGAGGUGCUUCUCGACAAAGAAGCCUUGAAAAGCAAUGAAAUCGUGGUCGUAGCAAUGGGCGAAGACGCUCGUCGUUACGCCAGCAGCAUGCCCAAUACUGUACGCGUUGGCGCUUUUGGAUAUCCCAUUCCCGACGCUACACUUGCUAUUGUUGAUCCCGAGACAAACUUGCUCUGCACGUCCAACGUUGUUGGUGAGAUCUGGGUUGAUUCGCCUUCGCUGUCAGGAGGAUUUUGGGCUUUGCCUAAGCACACCGAAACCAUCUUUCAUGCUCGGCCAUACAAAUUUGAAGAUUCAAAUCCAACCCCUGUCCUAGUCGAACCCGAGUUUCUACGCACUGGUCUCCUGGGCUGCGUCAUUGAGGGCAAGAUCUUUGUUUUGGGGCUAUAUGAAGAUCGGCUACGUCAGAGGGUGGAAUGGGUCGAGCACGGUCAAGAAAUCGCUGAACAUCGUUACUUCUUUGUGCAACAUUUGGUCGUCAGCCUCCUCAAGAAGGUCCCCAAGAUUCACGACUGUACAGCCUUCGACGUCUUCGUGAAUGAGGAGCAUUUGCCUGUCAUCGUCGUCGAGUCCUAUGCCGCUUCUACAGCACCGACGGCCUCUGGAGGCCCGCCACGCCAGCUCGAUUCAGUCCUUCUUGACUCACUCGCCGAGCGCUGUAUGGAGGUUCUUUAUCAGGAACAUCAUCUUCGUGUCUACUGUGUCCUUUUGACCGCGCCCAACACACUCCCACGCGUCACUAAAAACGGCAGACGGGAAAUUGGAAACAUGCUAUGUCGCAAAGACUUUGAGGCAGGGAUGUUGCAGGCUGUCCAUGUCAAGUUUGGUGUUGAGCGAUCCGUCAUGAACUUGCCUGUCGGCGUCGAUCCGGAAGGGGGCAUCUGGUCCCCUCUUGCCCUUGCGUCUCGGCAAGAAGUGUUGGCUUUUCAAGAGAAACAAUACUCUGGUGUGGACUACCGAGAUGUCGUGAUGGACGAUCGAACAUCUACGCCUUUGAGUCAAUUCAAUACAAUUGUUGAUCUUUUUCAGUGGCGUGUCUCCCGCCAGGCUGAAGAGCUCGCUUAUUGCUCCAUCGACAGCCGUGGCAAAGAGGGUAAGGGCAUUACGUGGAAGAAGUUUGAUCUAAAGGUCUCCGCGGUUGCAACUUAUCUCAAAAACAAGGUCAAGGUACGGUCCGGUGACCAUUUGAUUUUGAUGUACACGCACUCGGAAGACUACAUUUACGCCGUCCAUGCCUGUCUUUGCCUGGGCGUGGUUAUGAUCCCAAUUGCCCCGAUUGAUCAAAAUCGACUUUCAGAGGAUGCUCCUGCAUUCUUGCAUGUCAUCAAUGACUUCAAUGUGAAAGCUAUUAUCGUCAACACCGAUGUCGACCAUGUAAUGCGGCAGAAGCUUGUCUCCCAGCAUAUUAAACAGUCUGCUCAGGUCCUCCGCAUCGGUGUUCCAGCCAUUUACAACACUUCCAAGCCCUCCAAGCAAUCGCACGGCUGCCGAGAACUCGGGUACACGAUGAAGGAUGCUUGGUUGCAGGGUAAUCAGGCUGCACUCGUGUGGACGUACUGGACUCCAGAUCAAAGGCGAAUUUCGGUGCAAAUUGGCCACGACACUAUCAUGGGCAUGUGCAAGGUGCAGAAAGAGACAUGCCAAAUGACGAGCUCGCGGCCAGUGCUCGGAAGUGUUCGUAGCACUUUGGGCCUCGGAUUUCUCCACACGUGCUUGAUGGGCAUCUAUGUUGGUGCGCCGACCUACCUUGUCUCACCCGUCGACUUUGCGCAAAAUCCAAUGACUUUGUUCGUGACGCUUUCACGAUAUAAGAUCAAGGACACGUACGCUACGAGUCAGAUGCUGGAUUAUGCAAUGAGUACAAUGGCCGGUAAGGGUUUCCAGCUGCAGGAACUCAAAAACCUGAUGAUUUCAGCGGAGGGAAGACCUAGGGUAGACCUCUACCAAAAGACCCGACUUCAUUUUGCACCUGCAGGCCUGGAUCGCACUGCAAUUAACGUUGUCUACUCUCACGUCCUCAACCCAAUGAUAGUGACUAGGUCAUACAUGUGUAUUGAUCCAGUUGAGUUGUCUUUGGAUCUCCGCAGUCUCCGUCGCGGUUUGAUCUACCCUGUGGACCCAGAUGCGGACCCGACAGCACUCUUGGUUCAAGAUUCUGGUAUGGUCCCCGUCAACACGCAAAUUGCCAUUGUCAACCCGGAGACAUGCACCCUGGCCCACGUGGGCGAGUAUGGUGAAAUUUGGGUUCAAUCAGACGCUUGCGCCAAGGGCUUUUACAGAUCCACCCAAGAUUUUGAUGCCGAACGGAUGAAUGGUCGCGUCGCCGAUGGUGAUCCCAACGUGCCGUAUGUGCGCACGGGCGAUUUGGGAUUCUUACACACAGUUACUCGACCCAUUGGCCCGGGUGGCCAAGCCAUUGAGAUGCAGGUGCUUUUUGUCCUGGGCAGUAUCGGCGAAACAUUUGAAGAGAACGGCCUGAACCACUUCCCCAUGGACAUUGAAAACUCGGUGGAAAGGUGCCAUCGCAACAUUAUGACGGGAGGCUGUGCCAUCUUCCAAGCCGGAGGAUUGAUUGUCGUUGUGGUCGAAGUCACGCGCAAAUCAUUCCUAGCUUCUCUUGUCCCCGUCAUUGUUGAUACAAUCUUGGGCGAACACCAGGUCGUCGCGGAUAUCGUUGCCUUUGUCUCCCACGGAGAUUUUCCUCGCUCCCGACUGGGUGAGAAGCAGCGCGGCAAGGUUCUGGCAUCCUGGGUGACACGGAAAUUGCGGACGAUCGCACAGUUCAGCAUCCGUGACCUGGAUGAAAAUCAUCCUUUCAAUCUAAUGCAGCACCGCGCCAGCCGAGGCUCCAAGCCUGGAAGCACUAUGGGCCAAAGCCACCGACAGUCUAGUAUUGUGCCAGAAUCCGACAUGCCCGUCGUGCCGCGGUCCCCCGUCACGGCUGUUCCGGAGGAUAGACCUAUCACGCUUCAAGAGACUUAUCAGGAAAUGCCUCCAGGGAAUUUGCCAGAACUCGAUGCCGAUCCUGACCAGAUCACCCACUCGGCGCCAGAGCCCGCUUCAUCAUCUGGUCUACCUCAUAUUCAGGAGCCAGGAGCAGGAGUUCCCGAGCAUGAGCAAGAUGAUGACUUCCACAAUCGAUUCGAUGAUCGUAGUUUUGAAAUGGUGAGACCUGCCUAUGGGGCUGGGCCCUCCCGCAAUCUACGCUUCAGCUUUGACCAGGCCAAUCCCCCGGUCGAGCAGAUGCCGUAUGAGUCCAUUCCAUCCGAGGGUGGAUAUCAUGCGACAGGGCAAGAAUCUUUUCCUGGCUCGCAGCCCGGUUAUCACGGACACGAAGCUGGAAUGGCAGUCACGGGAGACCGACAGCCAGCACAUUCUGGGACUCAAGAGGAAAGUGGCCUCGCGGACGAUUGGGCCCAUGAUGCUCUGAUGUACCAGAACGCCCUGGGCGAAGACAGCGGUCAGCCCAGAUUCCCCGACGCUAGCUACCGGUCUUGA